This is a messenger RNA of Polypterus senegalus (gray bichir), 380 nucleotides long. RefSeq names its product serine protease inhibitor Kazal-type 12-like. The coding region runs from base 35 to 268 and encodes 77 amino acids. The transcript has 4 exons. Gene Ontology annotation, molecular function: protein binding. The record is from RefSeq and is a predicted model, not a curated record. Lineage: Eukaryota; Metazoa; Chordata; Cladistia; Polypteriformes; Polypteridae.
CUGACACACACACACGCCAACGAGACGAGUCGAGAUGUCUGCCAUGCGCCUCCUGCUGCUGUGCGUCGCCUUCAUUUGCCUCUCAGUCUUGACAUGCCAAGCCGACGUAGUCCAGCCUAACUGUCGCAACGCCUGUGUUAAAGGCUCAAAACCCAUCGGCCAUGUGUGUGGCAGCAAUGGCCGGACCUACGAGAGCCAGUGCGCAUUCUGUAUAGACAAACAUUUUUAUAAUUCUGGGAACAACGUUGUAAAAUAUGAAGACUGCUGAAUCCAGAGCGGGACACCUGGAGGUCUGCUGAUCUUCUCUCUCCUUUGCAUUUCACAAGCCCCCUUUUUGCCCCACUGCUGAAAUAAACAUUUACUUCUGGCAUGAAAUCUGA